AUGGGCGUUCCUAUUGUUAUCCUAUUUCCUGAGAAAUACAAGAAUCGGUGUGGCAUCCAAGAUGGCGCCUUUGUCUGCUCAAACGUCUGUGAUGAGGACAUUUCGGACUCGGAGGCUUUUGGUUUCGCAUUGGACUUUUUAGGGUGUGUUUUGGAUCUCAACUGCGUGCGGUUUUAUGGUCUUUCGAGUGUUAAGCUCUAUGCUCAGACCCGCUGCAUCGGUAAGGUGACGGAAGCAAUUUGCAGGGUUGUCUCUCCCUGGGAAUUGUGCGGCAGUGUUGCGGAUAAGAACCCAGCAGAGGUUUUCUGGACCCGCACUUCAACUCUUCUGACGGACACCAUGUCUGUUUCAGGAACAUUGACGGGUUUGAAAGUUGAGGUUUCCACCACAGAGCUGACCAUAAGACAAACAACGUUUUCAAUUCCUGUGGUGCCUGAAGUCGAGAAGACUUUGGAAAAACCAAAUGCGGUGACGGUGGGUUAUUCCCCCAUUCUAACCGCUUUAACCACGGUAUCUGAAACCCCCACGAAUCCAACUAAUGUUUCCGUGACUUUUGGGAAUGGUACGGCCAAGGUUACGGCGGAAGUUUCUAACGCUGUAAUUUUGGAUUGGGUUUCUGCUACCUUUAGUGGUUUGGGAAUGACUGCUUUGGGACUCCUUAGUGCCUUAGGGUUGUACUGCCUUAGGAAGAAGCCCUGGUUGCGCCGGGCUCUUUUAGCCUGGAGGACCCGGAGGACAAGAUCAAUUCUGCGCCAUCUGGUGUUCAAAACGAGGGCAGAGCUGGAGAGGUCAUUGCCAUCGUCCAUUGAAAACACGAUUUUGGACCCGGUUUUUGAUUUUGUUGAAGCAUUUGGCGCAAUAUUAAACGAAAGCUUUGAUUCCGACUAUGUUUCGCCCCAGCACAGCAUGGCCAGGGUUGAACUUCGUCUUGCAAAACAACCCUCGGAGGAACUUAUUGAGGACUUUUUGGAACGUGCCAAAGCCCAUUUCCUGCUGUGCCAACCUACAGACAUGGAUGCAAUCAAUCUUCUCAUGAAUGCAGCUCAACCACCAGUUGCACGUUUCGUUUCCACACAACUCAAUGCAGGUACAACCACUCUUAACACCAUGCUCCAAAACGUCCAGCUACGCUUUGCACCUAAUCGUUUUGAAUACUACGAGAAACUUUUCAAGUACCGUAUGACUCCCACCACAUCCAUCCUGGAUGCUGCUCAUGACCUCCGCCGCUUACUCUUGGGCUACCUCCCCAUCCCUCCUGAAAACCUCCAGCAACAUGACACCAUCCUCACAGCCCUGGUCGUUGGACGCCUCACCGACAUCAUUCCCAGCCAUGUUGCCACCCGUCUCAAGUCUGACAUCCUUGACCGAGGCACCCUCUCCUGGGAUGAAACUCUGCAGCUGGCUAACAACCUGAUGGUCACCCCUCCUCGGCUACCAACCAUCCACCCUAGCCGAACUCCACGCAACCAGCUUCAUUGCAAGAUCCAUGGCUCCCGUGGACAUUCUGAUGCUCAAUGCUAUCAACAAACCAAAGUCCAAACCGGGAAACGACAAAACCGGGUUGGAUUAAUGGGGUCCAACCUUGGUACAUCCAUUCACCCCAUUCCACUUACUGGCCCUGACAACCAAUGCUACCAUGCUCAUGUGGACACACAGGCUACCUUGUCCGCUGUGCCACCUCACAUUGCCCAGCGGUGGGCUUCUGCAGGUUCCUGUCGUAAGAAAUGCACACAAACUGGUCACCUUGCCAAUGGAACAUCCUUCACCACCACUGAGACCAUCACAGCAAACUUGCGGACUGAGCUUGGCGAUCAGCUGGUUGUCACCUUUGCCGUGAUGGCAACCCCAAAUGCCAUGAUCAUUCUGGGCCUACCUGCUCUACAACAACUCCCUCUUGUCAUCAAAUACGCAGGCCGCCCCAUUUUUGAGGGAUGUCCACCUGUCCAAGUUGUUGCUGAACCACCGUCUCUUGCGGUGGGUGAUGGCAUCCAUUUUGCUGCUGGUACACCGGAACAGCAGGAUGCUGUCCGUCACCUGCUCCUCAAACUCAAAGACAACAUGUUUGAGUGGUCUGGCAAAUUUGGCCUCUUUCACGAUUUUGUUGAGGACAUCCCCCUCACUUCCAUGGCUCCUGUCCAGCCCCUGCAUUGGACUCCCAAUGCUACCAAGGCAUUUCAACAAGUCAAAGCCGCCAUCACUGCAGGCACCAUGCUACGCCGUUUUGACCCCAAUAUGUAUACUGAGGUACACUGUGAUGCCUCCAAAACUACACUUGGCGCAGUGUUGCUGCAGGGUACUGACCCCAACAAUCUUCAUGUGCUGGAGUAUGCCAGCAAAACCCUGCAACCUGCCCAAACCCGAGUUGCGCUUCAUUGUACUGCACGUCUGGCCAACCAGCCCCUGCAUUGGACUCCCAAUGCUACCAAGGCAUUUCAACAAGUCAAAGCCGCCAUCACUGCAGGCACCAUGCUACGCCGUUUUGACCCCAAUAUGUAUACUGAGGUACACUGUGACGCCUCCAAAACUACACUUGGCGCAGUGUUGCUGCAGGGUACUGACCCCAACAACCUUCAUGUGCUGGAGUAUGCCAGCAAAACCCUGCAACCUGCCCAAACCCGCUACUCCAAUUCCGAGCGGGAGCUUUAUGCCAUUCGCUGGGCAGUUACCGAAAAAUUUCGCCCCUACCUUGAGGGACGUGCCUUCACCGUGGCUACAGACCAUCAAGCAUUGUUGCAUGAACUACGCCUCAAGGAGCCAUCCCGUCGCAUGGUCUACUUCCUCCUCCAGCUUGCCAGCUACAAUUACACCCUACGGCACAUCAAGGGAACUGCCAACUGCGCUGCUGAUGCCCUCAGUCGGGCCAUAGUACCCUUGGAGAAUGCUGGCUCUUCCACCACCCUAGCCUCCUUGGAUGGGUCUGCCGCCUUACCAGUCCCGCCAAACCACAACCAUUCUGCUUCUUCAUUGCAGCUCUGUGCUGUCCAGAACACACGCAAAACCAUCCUCAAUCGCCACCAGCAAAGCUGCCUUAUUAAUCAGUGCCAUCACCAACUGGGUCAUGCCGGCUGGAAACCUGUAUUCUGCACCCUCCGUCACCGUUUUUUCUGGCCUCAGAUGCGGCAAGCAGUUUUUCAACAGUUGCGCUUCUGCAAGCCAUGCAUCCGGUACAAUGCCCCUACUACUGCUGUGGGCACUGCCUUACAACCCCUCCAUUCCACACACCCACGGCAUAUCUUGUGCAUUGACGUUGUGCCUAUGCCACAGGCUGGAGAACUCAAGUACAUCUUCCUUGCUGUGGACCAUUUUUCCAAAUUUGCUAUUGCCCAGCCUUCCACCUCUGCUACUGCUUCUGGCAUUGUUUGUUUCCUUCAUUCUGUCUUUCAUCAACUUGGACCUUUUGAAAUUCUUCUCUCUGACCCUGGUCCCCAGUUUCGUUCUCGACUCCUUGCAAAUUUUUUACUCCACACAAAUGUGCAACACACCCUUACUGGUGCUCGACAUUUUGAGGGCAAUGGUUGCUUAGAACGUUUGGUGCGGACUCUUCAGGAAAUUUUGGCCAAACUUGGGGCACAGAAUCAUAAUUGGCCAUCUUAUCUGCCUGCUGCUCUCCAAGGUUACAAUGCUCGCCCUCAUUCCACCACUGCCACGGAACCCGCUGCUGCUUUUUUUGGAACCCCAAUUCAUUUGCCUCUGGACAAGCAUUUUCAAACACAUGGGCCAUUGCCAGCCUCCCACAAUCAGCUGCUCCACCAUCGACAUCAGCAGACAGCCAGCUGGCAAAGGGCCUCUGCUCGUCACCGUCCCAGGAUUUUCACCCCUGGCCAGACUGUGCUGCAUUGUCCUCGGCGCCCAUCCACCAUGCGCCAUGCUCGUGGUCGCCGUUUUUUACCCAAACGGAAAAGAAAAUCUGGAGAAUGUGGCCAUGCGAACAACAAGAAGAAAGAGUUGGGAAUCCGGUGGUGUGAUGACAGAAGAAGCGCAUUCACUCCAUACAGGGCUUCUACCACGUUGACGAACCUGUCUCGGGGUAACGUCAAAACGCACGUACAAGAAGUCACCCCCGAUGAAGUGAGUCUAUUCCAGUUGGCAGCCCAAGGCGAGCUAACCGCCGAAUCCCUGGCCAGUGGCACUGAGGGCGAAGUGGACUUGACAGCUGGAGACGAUCAAGGACUCACUUUACUCAUGUGGGCUGCGGCUCACGGGCAAUGCAAGACUGUGGAAUUGCUGUUGGACCAUGGUUCGGAUCCGAAUCAGGAGGGAAUCGAUGAUUGCACCGCGCUGCUCUUGGCGGCAUCUGGUGGACACAGUGAAGUUAUCAAGCGUCUGUUGAGAGCCGGGGCACGAUUGGAUCAUCACGACGAGAAUUGGAACACGGCGUUGAUGUACGCGUGUUACAAUGACCAUGCGAUGGCAGUUCACGAGCUCCUGAGUGCCGGUGCUGAUUUCACUGUUGAAAAUCUCUGUGAAGACACUGCGUUGAGUCUGUGUGUUAAGCGACAAGCCUUAGCUGAAAUACCUGACUUUUCGGAAGUGAUGGCCGGCGUGCGCAGCGGCUUGUACUCGCGCUACCUCAAAAUGCUGGAAAAGUGGCCCUUGGACGAAUCCAAACGUGGUCGUGAUCUCGCCGAAGUGCUUCGUUCCCGCGUGACGAAUGCGUUUUCCGGCGCCGGCGCCACUGAAGAUCCGUUGGUGGCAGGCGGCGACGCCUAUUUGCGGUGUCUGAUGCGAAUUGCCACCAAUGUGCAUCGCGACGCCAAUCGGCGUGUCCGUGACACGUCUGCGUCUGGCUUCAAUUUUGACGAAUGUCACGCUGUCGUGUCCAACGAGGCCAUGAAGCUGUACCAGAGCAGCGAAGAAUCCUCCACGUCAUCAGUGUUGAAUAAGUUUGUGAGUGGGCUGAAGAAGGAAGAUUCUGCCCAUCAAGAGAAAGUGUGA
This is a messenger RNA of Notodromas monacha, 4935 nucleotides long. The record is from the annotation of a GenBank genome assembly. Lineage: Eukaryota; Metazoa; Arthropoda; Ostracoda; Podocopida; Cyprididae.